Messenger RNA from Larimichthys crocea (large yellow croaker), 12434 nucleotides. It is a transcript of the gene dnah6, whose product is annotated as dynein, axonemal, heavy chain 6. Gene Ontology annotation, biological process: microtubule-based movement. NCBI's taxonomy places the organism in Eukaryota, Metazoa, Chordata, Actinopteri, Sciaenidae. Gene Ontology annotation, cellular component: dynein complex. The transcript is spliced from 81 exons. Gene Ontology annotation, molecular function: ATP binding; dynein intermediate chain binding; minus-end-directed microtubule motor activity. Bases 174 to 12287 code for a protein of 4037 amino acids. The record is from RefSeq and is a predicted model, not a curated record.
AGGAAACAGUAAACCUAAGCUCUCGGGCAGUAACCGUGCAUCGGCGUUAUAUAGAAAUAUAAAAAUAAUAAGAAUUAUUAUAACAACAGCUAUAUCGAAAAAAAAAUUCGGAGCUGGCUAUUUGAGACGGCUGACAUUACUGCUAAGUCCUCUGUCCUGCUGGGAUACACGCCAUGGCCUCUUCAUCUCCUGGGCCCUCUCUGCCGAGCUGCUCUCGCCAAAGCAGGGAAAAUGCGUCCAGAGAGCGUCUGCACAAACUCCCUGAACUACAGAGCUCCACCAUCCUACCAAGACUUCCAGUCCACGAUCAAGCCGCACAGGCUGUGCUGAAGAGACGUGUAAAAAGGAAACAACCAAGUCUCAAGCACUUAGAAACCCGUGAGCGGAUGUAUUUUGCAGGCUGGCACAAACAGUCACCUCCACCUCAACAACAAACUGAGCAGCCACGCAAGCACUCUGCGUCAUCUGUCCGCCUACCUCCUCUGCAAUCCACGACCAAGGUGUCCUCCCGUGUAGCGUCAUCCCCUACCGCGCCCACACGGCCUUUUUCCAUCAUGACUGGUAGACACCUGGACACUCCCUUCAAAGUGUAUGAGUACAGUAAGAAUGACUUUUUGAUGAUCAGCCCCGAAAGCGUGUUGUCAGUGUAUGAGAACGACUACGAGCUUGCAACCCUUGAUCACUGGGAGGAGAAGUAUAACUGCCACUGCCAACUGAUCCGCAUCCCCUACAUUGCCCUCUUCAAAAAAAGGAAACGUUUCAAUGCCUGGCGCAGCAUAGUUUGCAGCAGGAAGUUCAAAAUGGCCAAGGAGAUGCUCAAAAAACAUUUGUUUAUUGUCAAUCAGUUUCUUUGUCCUGCGCUGAUUGACAUCAGGAAUAUGUGUUACCAAGUCAGUGACACAGGCUUGUGUCACAUGAAGAAGAACCACACUUACACACUGCAGGAGUUCCAGGACACCCAGUUCAAACAACUGCAACAGGUACUGACUGACUUGGAGAAGUUUCACGACCUGGUAAAGGAGGUGGCACUCUGUGCCUCUCGCAACUUCAUGUUAGAUUUUGAAAGAAAUUCUAAAGAAGAGACAAGAGAAAAGUGCAAUAUUUUGCGGAUCACCAUGGUUUAUCGCACUUCGCGUCUCUGCUGCUUUAUCCGUCUUGUUGACUAUAUGGUCGUCAACACUUUGCACAUCUUGGUGGUGAAAGCGGCGGCUAAAUUAUUGGCUGCAAUCCAGGAACAGGUUUGUCAAACGCCCAGCUAUUCAACUAUUGAGAGCUGGAGCCAGCAGUCUGAGGUUACCACUGACCCUUCAGAAGAAGAGACGGAUAAGAAGUCAAAAACUACCGAUAUCCAACCCAUGUUCAUGUCUGAGCUGACACUGGACACAAAUGCUUUGACCUAUAAACCCUCUGAAGAGAACUUUAAGGAGACCAUGGCAGAGAUCAUUGGGCAGUUUGAGAAGACAGUGAUGUCAGUUAAUUCUCUUGCGACAGAUCCCGAUAUUGAUUCGAUGAGAGAUGCUGAACCGAUAAAGGAGUUGAAUAAUUAUUAUUCAGAUGGCCCCAGUUUGGAAUCCAUCAUAGAGUAUGAUGGCCACCUUCAAAGUGUCAAACAGGAUAUGAUGGAAUCAAUCCAGCUUGCCUUUGACGCAGCAAAAGUGUACUCAGGCAUGUUUGAGCAUUUUCGGCUAUUCUACAAAAAGAACGAGAGUCUGGACCUGGAUGGGAUGCGUCAACAGGAUCAUGGUUUGUCCUUUUUUGCAAAAGCGCUGGAGUUACACCACAGUGAGCAUAAGGAGGCCUUAGCCAUCCAACAGAAGAUACAUCUAGGCUUACUGCUUGUGGACAAAACACAGCUCAAAGAGAAGCUUCUGUCUUCUUCGCUCAGCUGCCUGGAGGUUAUCAAUGAUGUACUUAGACAACUGGCUAAGAGGAAGGUAGAUGCUCUCAGGGCAGAGGUUGAUGAAGCCCUGUCAAAACUACAGUUUAGUCCCUCCACUACAGUUGAGCUAGCUGACUCCCUCGCAUUCCAGGAUGAGAUACAGGGAAGGGUAACAGUGCUCAGAGAGGAAUACAAUACAGUAUGUCAGAUGUACAAUCUGAUUAACAUGUACUCAGUUCCUAUUCCACUUGAUGAUCAGAUUGAGUUCAGCCAAUUGCAAACCAACAUAAACAAGUUGCAGAAAGACAUUGAUAAGGCAGCAGCGGUGAGGGACUCCAACAUGAACAGUUUUAGCAGCUCCCUGCACAACGACAUAAAUGACCUGAAGUCUGAGGUCAAGAAAGUAAAGCUUAAGUUACAGGAGCCACAAAUCCUUGACAUCACUGCUGAUUCAUCUCAAGUGCAUCUGCUGCUGGAGGAGAUCCAGAUUUCCGUAGACGAGCUCCAAUCUCAGGCCUCUGUCUACAACUCCUACCAAAAGAAAUUCAAGGUGGAGGUGACCAAGUUUGACUCCCUUGAAGAGUUAACUGCGGCAUUUAGGCUGAAGCAGCUGCUGUGGAACUCUCUAGAGGAAUGGGACUCUUUACAAGACGGAUGGAGGCAGAGUACCCUUCAGAAACUGGACCUAGAGCAGUUUAGCUCACAGGUCAUCAAAUAUGGCAAAUACAUCAACCAGUUGGAGAAGGGUCUGCCACAAAACAAUGUAGUUCCAAGCCUCAAGGACAAGGUGGAAGUCAUGAGGCAGAGGCUGCCUGCGAUCACUGAUCUACGUAACCCAUGUAUGAAACCACAGCACUGGGAAACUCUGGAGUCUGUUGUGGGGUCCUCCUUGAAUGUGGAAGAGCUUACUAUAGCUCGUUUGGAGGAGCUCGACAUCUUCUCCUAUGGCAUGGAGAUACAGGAGGUGUCAGGACAGGCUUCUGGAGAGGCGUCAGUGGAAACCAUUAUUACAAAGGUGGAGGAUGUGUGGAAGACCGUAGACUUCACUGUGCUGUCUCACGGUGACUCCAAAGAGGUCUUCAUCUUGGGAGGCACGGAUGAUAUCCAGGUACUCCUGGAUGACAGCAUUAUCAAUGUGGGUACGGUGGCAUCCUCUCGCUACGUAACUCCCAUUAAGCUCAGAGUGGACACAUUGCUCUCACAGCUGAUCCUCUUCAGCCAAACACUGGAUGAGUGGCUUACCUGUCAAAGAAACUGGCUGUAUCUAGAGAGUAUCUUUUUGGCCCCAGACAUCAAAAGGCAGCUCCCUGCUGAGUCCAAGAUGUUUCUUAAGGUAGACAAGUCCUGGAAGGAGAUCAUGGCAAAGGUCAAAAAGAUGCCCAAUGCCCUUAGUGCAGCCACACAGCCUGAUUUGUUGAAGACUUUUCAGCACAACAACGCUCUUUUGGAUGAGAUACAGAAGUGUCUGGAAGCUUACCUGGAGUCCAAGAGAGUCGUCUUCCCCAGGUUCUACUUUCUCUCCAAUGAUGAGCUGCUAAAGAUCUUGGCCCAGACAAGAAACCCCCAAGCAGUGCAGCCUCACCUCAGAAAGUGUUUUGAUGCCAUUGUACGGCUGGAGUUUGCUCUGCUGCACGAACAAUCUCCUGGUUAUACAGGGGGUGCGUUGGAUGCUGGAGAACAGGAGGCAGUCUAUAGUAAUGACAUCCUGAACAUGGUUUCUCCUGAGGGAGAGAAGGUGGGUUUGACUAAAGGUCUGAAAGCACAAGGCAAUGUGGAAGACUGGCUUUGCAAGGUGGAGGAAGCCAUGUUCAACUCAUUGCGACGCCUCAGCAAGGCUGCCAUUGCAGACUACCAGGUGAAGUCUAGAGAAGAAUGGGUGGUGGCUGGACAUCCAUCGCAGGUGGUGCUAACCAUCUCUCAGAUGAUGUGGUGUAGGGACAUGGAUGCCUGCCUGGAGGGAGACCAUGAUCACUUUGCUGCACUGAAGAAAUUUGAACUAACAAACAUUGAUAGGCUGAAUGCCCUGGCAGCAUUGGUACGAGGACACCUGCCUACUUUACACCGUAAUAUCAUUACUGCCCUCAUCACUAUUGAUGUCCAUGCCAGAGACAUUGUCACAGAUUUAGUCCGCCAGAAGGUGGACACCAAGUCUAACUUUGAAUGGCAGAGACAGCUACGUUACUACUGGGACCUGGACCUGGACAACUGUGUAGCCACAAUGGCUCUAUCUACUUACAAUUAUGGCUAUGAAUAUCUGGGAGCCUGCCCUAGAUUGGUUAUCACACCGCUUACGGACCGCUGCUAUUUGUGUCUAAUGGGGGCUCUCCAGUUAGACCUGGGGGGAGCUCCUGCUGGGCCAGCAGGGACAGGCAAAACAGAAACCACCAAAGACUUGGCUAAGGCCCUGGCCAUACAAUGUGUCGUCUUCAACUGCUCUGAUGGACUUGACUACAAGAUGAUGGGGCGCUUCUUUAGUGGACUCGCUCAGUCGGGUGCUUGGUGUUGUUUUGACGAAUUUAACCGAAUCGACAUUGAAGUUUUGUCUGUCAUCGCUCAGCAACUCAUAACCAUACGAAAUGCAAAAGCUGCAAAGCUGUCAAGGUUUUACUUUGAGGGCCAGGAAAUCAAGCUAGUGAUGACGUGUGCUGCAUUCAUCACCAUGAACCCAGGCUACGCUGGAAGAACAGAGCUACCCGACAACCUUAAAGCUCUCUUUAGACCCAUUGCCAUGAUGGUGCCAAACUACGCACUCAUUGCUGAGGUGAUUUUGUACUCAGAGGGAUUUGAGUCCAGCAAGACCCUAGCGAGGAAAAUGACCCAGAUGUACAAGCUGUGCUCUGAGCAGCUGUCCCAGCAGGACCACUAUGACUUUGGCAUGAGAGCCGUCAAGUCGGUCCUGGUCAUGGCUGGGUCUCUAAAGAGAGAUAACCCCCACCUCAGUGAGGAUGUGGUUCUUAUCAGAGCCUUGAGGGAUUCGAACCUGCCAAAGUUCCUUGUUGAUGAUGCUGUGCUGUUUGGUGGUAUUCUGUCAGACCUCUUCCCUGGCGUUAGUAUUCCCGAGCAUGACUAUGGUGUGCUACACUCCACCAUCCUGGAAUCUUUGGUUAAGAGAAACUUACAGCCUCUACCUAGCAUGACUAAGAAGGUGAUCCAGCUCUAUGAGACCAUGUUAGUGCGUCAUGGUGUCAUGUUGGUCGGGCCUACUGGUGGAGGUAAGACCACUGUCUACACCAUCCUGGCAGAUGUACUGGAGACCCUUCAUUGCACAGGGCACAAGGCUAACAACCCCUUCUAUCAGCCUGUCAAGACCUAUGUUCUCAACCCCAAAUCUGUCACGAUGGGAGAGCUCUACGGAGAGGUUAACACAUUAACACUGGAGUGGCGUGACGGACUGAUGGCGCUGAGUGUCCGUGAUGCGGUCAGCGACACCACUGACGACCACAAGUGGGUGGUCUGUGACGGGCCAGUUGACGCCCUGUGGAUUGAGAACAUGAACACGGUGUUGGAUGACAACAAGAUGCUCUGUCUGGCUAACAGCGAGCGAAUCAAACUUACUUCAUCUAUACAUAUGGUGUUUGAGGUCCAGGACUUGGCUGUAGCAUCUCCAGCCACAGUCAGUCGCUGUGGGAUGGUAUAUAUUGACCCAGAUGAGCUCAAGUGGAUGCCCUAUGUCCAGACAUGGAUCAGUGGUCUAGGAGACAAGCUCCCAGACCAAGUGCGAACAUACCUGCUGGAGCUGUUUGAGGGGUAUGUGGAGAAUGGUCUUCAGUUCGUGUUGAAGCAUUGCACGCAGGCAAUUCGCCAGGUGGACAUCAGUAAAGUCACCACUCUUUGCUCCCUGCUAGAGGCACUGCUGCUGAGCAAAGGAGGGCCAGAUCUCAAAAUGGAUUCCACUGUAUUGUGUCAGACCUUUAUAUUCUGCUACCUGUGGGCAGUAGGCGGCAACCUGACCAGCUCUCACUGGGAUGCUUUUGACACUUUUGUCAGAAAGCAGUUUGAAGACAACAGCAAUGCUAAGCUUCCAAAGUCUGGUACCCUGUGGAGUGUGUACAUGAACUUUACCCACAAGCGUCUGGAAUCAUGGGAGAAGAUAAUCCCUUUGUUUAAAUACAACAGGGAGCAGCCCUUUUUUGAGAUGCUGGUCCCCACCACAGACACUGUCCGCUUUGGCUACCUAAUGGAGAAACUACUAUCUGUGCGACGUUCUGUGCUCUUUACCGGCGGCACUGGAGUGGGAAAGUCUGUGGUGGCUCGGGACCUUCUUAACAGUAUCCAGGAAAAGGCAGGAUACCUUCCAGUCUACAUCAACUUCUCUGCUCAGACCUCUUCCGCCCGUAUGCAGGAGAUCAUUGAGUCCAAACUGGAAAAAAAGAGGAAAAACAUUUUGGGUGCUCCUGGUAACAAGAAGUUAGUGGUCUUUGUGGAUGACCUGAAUAUGCCAAAGCUGGACAGUUAUGGCUCUCAGCCCCCUAUAGAGCUCCUGCGUCAGUUCCAGGACUUUUCUGGCUUCUAUGAUAGAUCCAAGUUCUUCUGGAAGGAGAUCCAGGAAAUGACCAUCGCUGCCGCAUGUGCUCCUCCAGGUGGGGGCCGCAAUCCAGUGACCCCCCGCUUCAUCCGCCACUUCAGCAUGCUGUGUCUUCCUACACCCUCAGAUCACAGCCUCAAACAGAUUUUUAAAGCCAUCCUGACUGGUUUCCUUAGUGACUUUUCCCAGGCGGUGAAGGACUGUGCCAGUGAGAUUGUGAAUGCAGCUGUAGAGAUUUAUGACCGCUUGAGUGUAGAUCUGCUGCCCACUCCAGCUAAGUCACACUAUGUCUUCAAUCUCCGGGACCUCUCCAAGUGUGUCCAAGGCAUGCUGCAGUGUGAGCCAGGUCAAGUGAGAGACAAGAACCAGAUCUUCCGUCUCUUCUGCCAUGAGUGUCAGCGGGUGUUCCACGACCGACUCAUCAACAACCAAGAUAAGACCUAUUUCAACACCAUUGUGUGCGAGAUGGCCAGUAAAUAUUUUAGCAUUAACUUGGAGCAUUCAUACUUUGUGACUCAGCCCAUCAUCUUUGGGGACUUCAUCAUGGUGGGUGCAGAGAAAGAAGACCGUCUGUAUGAGGAUCUGACUGACAUGGACAAGAUUCAGACUGUUCUCCAGGACUACCUUGAUGAUUACAAUUUGACCUUCUCCAAGGAGACCAAGCUAGUUUUCUUCCAGGAUGCCAUUGAGCAUGUCUCCAGGAUUGCCCGUAUGAUUCGCCAGGAGAGAGGCAAUGCCCUGCUAGUGGGAGUGGGAGGUACAGGCAAGCAGUCACUUACUCGGUUGGCAGCCCACAUAUGUAGGUACCGCUGCUUUGAGAUCGAACUAAGCCGAGGCUACAACUACGACAGCUUCCAUGAGGACCUGAGAAGGCUCUACAAGAUGGCUGGUGUGGAGGGCAAAGAUAUGGUGUUCCUCUUUACAGAUACUCAGAUUGUGGUGGAGGAGUUUUUGGAGGAUGUCAAUAACAUGCUGAACUCUGGCGAGGUGCCAAACCUUUUUGAGAAAGAUGAGCUGGAACAAGUACUAGCUGCCACCCGACCUAAAGCCAAAGAGGCUGGAAUCAGUGAGGAGAAUAGGGAUGAGGUGUUCCAGUAUUUCAUCUCUCGUGUACGAGAGAAGCUGCACAUUGUGCUGUGUAUGAGUCCUGUGGGCGACGCAUUCAGGUCCCGCUGUCGUAUGUUUCCUUCACUGGUCAACUGCUGCACUAUUGACUGGUUUGUGCAGUGGCCUCGUGAAGCGCUGCUCUCUGUCUCAAAGGACUUCUUCCAGGAGGUGGACUUUGGCAGUGAGGAGCUAAAGCAGAGCUUCUCCGCCAUGUGCGUGGAGGUACAUGUUAGUGUUACUGACAUGGCUGAGCGCUACUACUCUGAGGUGAGACGCCGAUACUACACCACGCCUACAUCCUACCUGGAGCUCAUCAACCUCUACCUGUCCAUGCUCGAGGAGAAGCGACAGCAGCUAGUAAUUGCUAAGGAUCGCGUGAAGAACGGUCUGACCAAACUGCUGGAGACCAAUGUGCUUGUGGACAAAAUGAAAGUGGACCUGUCUGCUUUGGAGCCAGUCCUGAAACAGAAAUCCAUUGAUGUUGAUGCCCUCAUGGAGAAACUCGCUGUAGACCAAGAGAGUGCUGAUGAGGUGCGUAAAGUAGUGUCAGAGGAUGAGGCUUUGGCCAAGGUCAAAGCUGAAGACACCCAGGCCAUAGCAGAUGAUGCCCAAAGGGACCUGGAUGAGGCUCUUCCAGCCCUGGAGUGUGCCAAUCAGGCCCUUAAUUCUCUUGACAAGGCUGACAUCUCUGAGAUCAAGGUGUUCACCAAACCCCCUGACCUAGUCAUGACGGUCAUGGAGGCUGUCUGCAUCCUGCUGAACUACAAGCCGGACUGGGCGGGUGCCAAGCAAGUACUGGGAGAUGCCAAUUUCCUCCGGCGCCUGACAGACUAUGACAAGGACAAUAUUAAGCCUCAGAUCCUGCUGAAGCUGCAGAAAUACAUCAACAACCCUGAUUUCAUACCUGAGAAGGUGGAGAAAGUAUCCAAAGCCUGUAGAUCAAUGUGCAUGUGGGUCAGAGCCAUGGAUCUUUACUCCAGAGUCCUCAAAGAAGUUGGCCCCAAGAGAGCAAAACUGGCCAAGGCACAGGAGGAGCUGGACAUGACUAUGGCCACCCUGAUGGAGAAACAACAAAAGCUUCAGGAGGUAGAGAACCAGAUCAAGGUCCUACAGGAGCAGUUUGACAGCAGCGUCAAAGAGAAGGAGAACUUGGUCAAUACCAUGGCUUUGACACAGGUUCGGUUAACAAGGGCAGGGAAGCUAACUUCUGCUCUAGGUGAUGAGCAAGUACGCUGGGAACAAAGUGUCACCUUGUUUGAGCAAGAGAUCAUCAACGUUGUGGGAAAUGUCUUCAUUGCUGCUGCCUGUGUGGCCUACUACGGAGCGUUCACUUCCCACUACAGACAGCUGCUAAUUGACCAGUGGAUGAUACAGUGCCAGGAACUGAACAUCCCCAUCAGUUCCAGCUUCAGCCUGAUCAACAUUCUGGGUGACCCGUUUGUCAUCCGCCAGUGGAACGCAGAGGGCCUGCCUCGUGACACCGUCUCAACGGAGAACGGCAUCCUGGUGACCGAAGGCCGCCGCUGGCCUCUUAUGAUUGACCCACAGGAUCAGGCCAACCGAUGGAUCCGCUCCAAGGAGGUCAAACAUGGUCUAAAAGUGAUCAAGCUAACAGAUCCAAACUUCCUCCGUACCCUGGAGAAUGCCAUACGCAUGGGCAUGCCGGUACUGCUGGAGGAGUUAAAGGAGACCUUAGAUCCAGCUUUGGAGCCCAUCCUGCUGAAGCAGACAUUUGUGGCUGGUGGACGGACAUUAAUCCGUCUUGGAGACUCAGAUAUCGAUUAUGACAAAAACUUUAGGUUCUAUAUGACCACCAAGAUGGCCAAUCCACACUAUCUACCAGAGGUGUGUAUCAAAGUUACAAUUAUCAACUUCACCGUGACCAAGUCUGGCUUGGAGGACCAACUGCUUAGUGAUGUGGUGCGUCUGGAGAGUCCACAUCUUGAGGAGCAGAGGAAUGAGCUGAUCGUGCGCAUCAACGCUGAUCGCAACCAGCUAAAAGAUAUUGAGGACCGCAUCCUGAAGCUUCUCUUCACCUCUGAGGGAAAUAUUCUUGACAACGAGGAGCUGGUUCAGACUCUCCAGAAGUCAAAGGUGACAUCAGAGGCUAUAAAACAUCGCUUGGAGGAGGCCGAGGCCACCGAGCUGAUGAUCAACUCUGCAAGGGAGCGCUACCGACCCGUGGCCACUCGAGGCUCAGUCUUGUACUUUGUCAUCGCCAGUCUCUCUGAGAUCGAUCCAAUGUACCAGUUCUCCCUCAAGUAUUUCAAACAGCUCUUCAACUCCACCAUUGAGACAUCAGAGAAGAGCAGUGUGUUAGAAGAGCGUCUUCAGAUCCUACUGGACCAGAUUCUGCUCAACUCCUACAUCAACGUGUCCCGUGGCCUCUUUGAGCAGCACAAGCUUAUCUACAGCUUCAUGUUGUGUGUGGAAGUCAUGAGGCAGCGGGGCGAGAUCUCUGAUGCUGAGUGGCAACACUUCCUGAGAGGAGCUGCCUCUUUGGAAAAGGACCAUGCAGAACGGCCAGAUGUACCAUGGCUAAGUGAUUUUUACUGGCUUACAUGUUGUGAGUUGGAGGACACACUGCCCUGCUUCAAGGACAUCUCCAAGGAAAUCACCAGAACACAUAUCCACAUCACGCUAGGGCGUUUUCAAGCAUCUAUUAAUCCUGAGACCUGGGAAGGAUAUGUGUCAGAGUUGCCUCCUCUUGGGGAGUCCAACAAUGUGAAGCAGGAGAUUAGAGGCUACUGGAAUGAGAGGUUGGGGGCCUUCCAGAAGCUAGUCCUUAUCAAGAGCUUCCUGGAAGAGAAGGCGGUGUUUGCAGCAACAGAGUUUGUGAUUGUCAGCCUGGGGAAGCAGUUUGUGGAAAACCCUCCAGUUGAUCUGGCAAACCUCUAUAACGAUAUGUCCCCGUCCACCCCGCUGAUCUUCAUUCUCAGCACAGGAUCUGACCCCAUGGGGGCCUUUCAGCGCUUUGCAAAAGAGAGAGGUUGUCUUGACAGAGUUGAGUCCAUCUCACUGGGUCAAGGCCAGGGGCCAAUAGCAGAGACGAUGAUCCAUGCAGCACUGAAGAGUGGCAAGUGGGUCUUCCUGCAGAACUGUCAUCUGGCUGUCUCUUGGAUGUUAGCCAUGGAAGAGCUCAUCAAGACCUUCACUGAGCCUGACACAUCAAUCCACGAGAAUUUCCGCUUGUUUCUCAGCUCCAUGCCUUCCAAAGUAUUUCCUGUUACGGUGCUCCAGAACUCUGUCAAGGUGACUAAUGAGCCUCCUAAAGGCCUGCGAGCCAACAUGCGACGAGCCUUCACAGAGAUCUCGAGCAGUUUCUUUGAAGACCACGUUCUGGGGCGCCACUGGAGGAAGAUCGUCUUUGGAAUCUGCUUUUUCCAUGCAGUCAUCCAGGAGCGGAAGAAGUUUGGUCCUCUGGGGUGGAACAUCCGCUAUGAGUUUAACGACAGCGACAGGGAGUGUGCUCUGCUCAACCUCAACCUCUACUGCAAAGACAGCACCAUACCUUGGGAUGCUCUUAUCUACAUCACCGGUGAGAUCACAUAUGGAGGCAGAGUAACUGACGCCUGGGACCAACGCUGCCUCAGGACCAUCCUCAAAGGCUUCUUUUCACCUCAGACCUUAGAGCCUGCCUACAACUUCUCCGCCUCAGGUAUCUACCAUGCCCCAGAGACAGAUGAACUAGAGCAAUAUAAGAAAUAUAUUGAGAGUCUUCCAAUCAUAGACGACCCUGAGAUCUUUGGCAUGCAUGAAAAUGCCAACCUGGCUUUUCAGCGCCAAGAAACCGUCACUCUAAUCAACACCAUUCUGGAUGUGAAUCCUCGCUCAUCAGCCAGUCAUGGAGCUAAAAGUAACGAUGACAUCGUCUGCGAGCUCGCUGAAUCCAUCUUAGAUAAACUACCUGAGCGUCUGGACAUGGACGAGGCGGUGGAAACACUGUUUGAACGAGACGAAAGUGGCCGCCUUAACUCACUCACAACCGUGUUGGGCCAAGAGACCGAUCGAUUCAACAACCUGCUGAGAGUCCUCAGGAUGUCUCUCAUCACUCUGCAGAAAGCCAUAGCAGGUCUGGUGGUGAUGUCAGAGGAGAUGGACCGCAUAUACACAAGCUUCUUGAACAACCAGGUUCCCACCCACUGGACAAACUCUGCCUACCCUUCCCUCAAACCUCUGUCCUCCUGGGUCAGAGACCUGGUCCUCAGGACAUCUUUUAUCCAGACUUGGAUCACACGUGGUCAGCCCAAAUCUUUCUGGAUCUCAGGAUUCUUCUUCCCUCAAGGCUUUCUUACUGGCGUGCUUCAGAAUCAUGCCAGGCACUAUAAUUUGCCCAUUGAUGAGCUCAACUUCCGCUUCAACAUGGUGCCGAUGUACAGAGACCAGGUAGCAGUCUGUGAGGCUCUGCGCACUCUGCCCGAAAACUCUAAACUGGACAUGGACGACGAGUUACCAGAGCCGGAGGAUGGCGUCCUCGUGCACGGCAUGUUCAUGGACGCCAGUCGCUGGGACGAUGACAACAUGGUGGUUGAAGAUGCGUUACCUCGAGUGAUGAAUGCCAUGUUGCCAGUGGUGCAUUUUGAGCCACAGCGGAACUACGUGCCCGAGCCUCACCUCUACCAUGCUCCUCUGUAUAAGACCUCAGCCAGAGCCGGGACUCUGUCCACCACUGGUCACUCAACAAAUUUUGUCGUGACAGUAAUGCUCCCCUCCAACCAACCCAGCGACUAUUGGAUAGCAAAAGCCGCUGCUCUCCUGUGCCAGUUGGAUGAUUAAGUUUUUAUCAAAGGACAGAAAUGAUUUCACCUCUUUGCACUACCGUGAAUUAGGGUUAAAGCUUUUGUGGAAUUAAUUUCAUAGAUUUAUGCCGAAAGUGCACUCACUCCACAUUCAGUAUAAUAAAAACUUCUGAGCAUGCCUUUA